AUGAAAAUUCACACAAAAUCAGCGAAUGCAGCAGCCACCAUGGAUAUGUCCCUCGAUGAAAUUAUAGCAAAGAACAAGAGGGAGAAAAGAGGAGGUGGUAGAGGGUUCCGCAAAGGAUUCGGAAGAAGCGGUCGAUCGGGAGGAGGCCCUGGAGGGCGUUUCUCAGGAUCCAGAUCCUACAAAACGUAUAUUGACUUCGACGCUCCACCUGUUGCAGUACGAGGCCCGAAAAUUGGAGGAUCAAGUAACCCUAACAAAACUGUUCGCAUCAACAUCUCGAAUCUUGCACCGUCAGUAGUUUCGUCUGACCUCGAAGAACUUUUUGUAAAUUAUCGAAUUGAGGCUGCAACUGUAAACUAUAACGAUCAGGAGUAUCCGUUGCGUCACGCGGUGAUAUUUAUUUACGUAGAAGAUUUCAAAGGCGUAGCACUUGAUGGCCAGGUUAUGAGGAUGGUGUUGGUUGACGGUGGUGAGGCGCUUACUUCGCGAGUACAGCUGGCACCGCUGAUCGCAGAGAUAGUUAUGGCAAAGGAGGUAGAAGCGGAGGGUACGGUCGCAGGUCAAGAUCGGGAAGGAGAUACAAAGAAGGUCAAACGAGACGAUUCUAGGGCCCGAAUGACGGAGGCUGAAUUGGAUGCUGAACUGGAAGCGUAUAUGUCGAAACCACGAGCACAGUAG
Molecule: messenger RNA, 678 nt
Organism: Cooperia oncophora
Lineage: Eukaryota; Metazoa; Nematoda; Chromadorea; Rhabditida; Trichostrongylidae
Source: the annotation of a GenBank genome assembly